Molecule: messenger RNA, 4275 nt
Organism: Salmo salar (Atlantic salmon)
Lineage: Eukaryota; Metazoa; Chordata; Actinopteri; Salmoniformes; Salmonidae
Product: eukaryotic translation initiation factor 3 subunit A
Biological process (GO): translation reinitiation; formation of cytoplasmic translation initiation complex
Cellular component (GO): multi-eIF complex; eukaryotic translation initiation factor 3 complex, eIF3m; eukaryotic translation initiation factor 3 complex, eIF3e
Molecular function (GO): mRNA binding; translation initiation factor activity
Source: RefSeq, a predicted model, not a curated record
CUGAUGUGGGCCGUUCACGUGGUUCAUUCCUUUCCUAGGAGCUUGUCGGAACGGGUGAAUGCCUGGCGCGGAUGGACCGGUGAAAUUAGUCAAAUUCACCCAAACCAACCUUCUCUUCAUUCCGCGAGAAAGUCAGAAAAAUGCCGGCAUAUUUCCAACGACCGGAGAAUGCUCUCAAACGAGCAAAUGAGUUUUUGGAGGUGGGCAAAAAGCAGCCAGCUUUGGAUGUUUUGUACGAUGUCAUUAAGAGCAAAAAGCAUCGAACAUGGCAGAAGAUCCACGAGCCCAUCAUGCUCAAGUACCUGGAGCUCUGCGUGGACCUGCGCAAGAGCCACCUGGCAAAGGAGGGUCUCUACCAGUACAAGAACAUCUGCCAGCAGGUGAACAUCAAAUCCCUUGAGGAUGUGGUUCGAGCCUACCUGAAGUUGGCCGAGGAGAAGACGGAGACGGCCAAGGGGGAGUCGCAGCAGAUGGUCCUGGACAUUGAGGAUCUUGACAACAUCCAGACUCCUGAGAGUGUACUUCUGAGCGCUGUGAGUGGUGAAGACACCCAGGAUCGUACAGACCGUCUGCUGCUCACUCCCUGGGUGAAAUUUCUGUGGGAAUCCUACCGCCAAUGCCUGGACCUGCUGCGUAACAACUCCAAGGUGGAGCGCCUCUACCACGACAUUGCCCAACAAGCUUUCAAGUUCUGCCUUCAGUACACCCGUAAGGCAGAGUUCCGGAAGCUUUGUGACAAUCUGCGCAUGCAUCUGGGUCAGAUCCAGCGCCACCACAACCAGAGCACAGCCAUCAACCUGAACAACCCUGAGAGCCAGUCUAUGCACCUGGAAACACGCCUGGUGCAGCUGGACAGUGCCAUCGCCAUGGAGCUCUGGCAGGAAGCUUUCAAGGCUGUGGAAGACAUCCAUGGUCUCUUCGCCCUUUCCAAGAAGCCCCCCAAGCCUCAACUUAUGGCCAACUACUACAACAAGGUGUCCACUGUGUUUUGGAAGUCUGGGAACGCCCUGUUCCACGCCUGCACCCUCCAUCGCCUCUACCACCUUUCCAGGGAGAUGCGCAAGAACCUCACCCAGGAAGAGAUGCAGAGGAUGUCUACAAGGGUCCUCCUGGCCACCCUGUCCAUUCCCAUCACCCCGGAACGCACCGACAUCGCCCGCUUGUUGGACAUGGACGGCAUAAUCGUGGAGAAACACCGUAGGCUGGCCACACUACUGGGCCUGCAGUCCCCACCAACCCGCCAGAGCCUCAUCAAUGACAUGGUUCGGUUCAACUUGCUGCAGUACAUUGUACCUGAAGUGAAGGAGCUGUACAAUUGGCUGGAGAUGGACUUCCACCCACUGAAGCUGAGCGGAAGAGUAACAAAGGUGUUGAACUGGGUGAGAGACCAGUCUGACAAGGAGGCGGACCUCCAGCAAUAUGUUCCCCACCUGCAGAGUAAUACCAUCCUCAGGCUGCUGCAGCAGGUGGCUCAGAUCUAUCAAAGCAUUGAGUUCAACCGUCUGGCCUCCCUGGUUCCAUUUGUGGAUCCCUUCCAAUUGGAGCGCUCCAUUGUGGAUGCUGCUCGACACUGCGAUCUGCAGGUUCGAAUUGACCACACCACUCGCAACCUGAGCUUUGGUUCAGACCUGAAUUACUCCACCAAGGAGGACUCUCCCGUGGGGCCGUUCUUGCAGAACAUGCCCUCUGCCCAGAUCAGGAACCAGCUGACAGCCAUGUCGUCUUCCUUGGCCAAGGCAAUCCAGGUCAUCAAGCCUGCAUCCAUGCUGAAAGAGCGCGAGGAGCAGAGCCAGCUAGCCAUCACCGCCUACCUGAAGAACGGCCGCAAGGAGCACCAGCGCAUCCUGGCCCGCCGGCAGACCAUCGAGGAGCGCAAGGAGCGCCUGGAGAACCUCAACAUCCAGCGGGAGAAAGAGGAGCUGGAGCAGCGCGAGGCGGAGCUGCAGAAGGUGCGCAAGGCAGAGGAGGAGCGCCUGCGCCAGGAGGCCAAGGAGCGCGAGAAGGAGCGCAUCAUGCAGGAGCACGAGCAGAUCAAGAAGAAGACGGUGCGCGAGCGGCUGGAGCAGAUCAAGAAGACAGAGCUGGGAGCCAAGGCCUUCAAAGACAUCGAUAUAGAGGACCUUGAGGACCUGGACCCUGACUUCAUCAUGUCCAAACAGGUGGAGCAGCUUGAGAAGGAGAAGAGAGAGCUUCAGGACCGCCUGAAGAACCAGGAGAAAAAGAUUGACUACUUUGAGAGGGCCAAACGUCUGGAGGAGAUCCCCUUGAUCAAGAAGGCCUAUGAGGAGCAGCGUGUCAAGGACAUGGAGUUAUGGGAGCUCCAAGAGGAGGAGAGGAUCAGCAACAUGAAGGUGGAACGUGAGAGGGCCUUGGAGCACAAGCAAAGGAUGUCCAGAAUGAUGGAGGACAAGGAGAAUUUUGUGGGCAAAAUAACAGACGCUCGAAGCUUCAUCUACGAGGAAAAACUGAAACAGUUCCAGGAGCGCCUGGUGGAGGAGAGGAAGAAGCGUCUAGAGGAGAGGAAGAUCCAGCGCAAGGAGGACCGUCGCAACACCUUCUACCGCCAGAAGGAGGAGGAGGCCCAGCGCAUCCACGAGGAGCAGCUCAAGAAAGAGCGCGAGGAGCGUGAGCGCAUCGAGCAGGAAGCACGUGAGGCAGAGGAGGCGGAGUACCAGGAGCGCCUGCGCAAACUUGAGGAGCAGGAGAGGAAGCAGCGAGCCCGGCAGCAGGAGAUCGAGGAGCGUGAGCGCCGCAGGGAGGAAGAGAUGAGGGCCCCUGCUAGGUCUGAAGAGAAACCCAGAGGAGAAGCUAAGGACUGGGGUGCUGAGAAGGAGGAGGGAGGAGGAGGAUGGAGGAGGCGUACUGAGGUUGAAUCAGAGAGGCGUCGCCCAGUGCCUGAUAAUGACGCCGUACCAGAUAAGGACUGGAGAGCCGAUGGCGGCGAUGACAAAGAAAGAGAGCCACCCUCCAGGAGAGGAGUAGACGGCCCUCGCCGUGGUGGAGCCGACGACCGUGGACCCCCACGCAGGGGCUUUGGGGACGACGACCGCCCCCUGCGCAGAGGCAUGGACGAGGACCGUCCACCAAGGAGAACCUUUGGGGAUGAUGACCGGGGUCUUAGAAGGGGAGGGGACGAGGACCGCGCUCCCCGCAGAGGCUUCGAUGAUGGCCCCAGGCGUGGCUUUGACGAAGACAGAGGUCCCCGCCGUGGCUUUGAUGACGGCCCCCGCAGAGGCACGGACGAGUCCAGGGCCCCCAGACGCGGGGCUGAUGAUGACACCUGGGGCCCCAGGAGAGGAGGAGAUGACGAAAGGGGCGGACCUCGUGACGACAAGCCAUGGAAGCCAGCUGGCCGGCCCGUUGCUCUGGUGUCUGCUUCAGGUGGUGGCUGGCGUGAGAGGGAGAAGGCCCGCGAGGAGAGCUGGGGUCCACCCCGCGAAGGUGGCGGGAGCAAGGAGGGCGACGAGGGCGAGAGAGAGGAAAAACAGGAGAGCGAACGCUUCCCUGAGCGCCGCCCACCCAGGUCAGACGCACAGGAGGAGGGAGGUGGUGGUGGUGCUUGGAGAAGGCCGGGUGCUGAUGAUGAGGCGCCCAAGAAAAGCUGGAGAGACUCUGCUCGUCAGGAAGAGCCUGACCGCGAGGAUCGCCCUCCUAUCCGUCGAGAGCGACCUGAGCGCAGGGAUGACCGUGACCGUCCCCCACCCAGCAGAGAGCCUGAAGAAGGAGGAGGCUCUUGGCGCCGUGCCGGCGACGAGAAGCGUGACGUGCGUAAAGAGGAACGUCCGGCUCCCCCCAGACCCAGAGAGGGUGAGCGUGAAGCGGAUGGAGAGAAGAGCUCCUGGCGCUCGGAGAAAGACAAAGAGAACGCUGGUCGCGCCAAGAAGACCAACGAAGAGACCGACGAUGACGGCUGGACCACUGUGGCCCGCCGCUGAGUCCACCCUCUCUCUGAGCAUCUGCUUUCAAAUGGCCCCACAAGGACUGUUGUACACCUCUAUUGCUGCCAGCCUCCUAGUAAUUUAACCUUGGCAUAAGCUUGUCAUCUCAUCAACAAUCUCUAUUGCCAUUGAGUAUGUAUUUUGUUAGAAUUAAGGUUGCUUAACCUAAAAACUAGUUAAUUCCCAUUUUGAUGUGCAUGCUUAGAGUAUACAAUUAGUCUCACUUAAUAUCUAGUGUGUGGUUCUAUCUUAAAGCAUUCAACCAUAUUUGACACAAUGAGUUGCAUGUUUAUAGAUAAAUACGGCCUUUAUUAAUAAAGUACUUUGCUCAACAGUU